Procambarus clarkii (red swamp crayfish) is the source of this 759-nucleotide messenger RNA. The record is from RefSeq and is a predicted model, not a curated record. Lineage: Eukaryota; Metazoa; Arthropoda; Malacostraca; Decapoda; Cambaridae.
AUGAAUGCAACGCUGUCAUCUUAUGUAGAUGGCGUCCAGACCUGCGACCAGCCGGCAUCCGUCGCACCGCGGCGUCCAAACCUGCGACCAGCCGGCGGCCGUCGCAACGCGGCGUACAGACCUGCGACCAGCCGGCGGCCGUCGCACCGCAGCGUCCAGACCUGCGACCAGCCGGCGGCCGCCGCACCGCAGCGUCCAGACCUGCGACCAGCCGGCGGCCGCCGCACCGCAGCGUCCAGACCUGCGACCAGCCGGCGGCCGCCGCACCGCAGCGUCCAGACCUGCGACCAGCCGGCGGCCGCCGCACCUCAGCGUCCAGACAUGCGACCAGCCGGCAUCCGUCGCACCGCGGCGUCCAAACCUGCGACCAGCCGGCGGCCGUCGCAACGCGGCGUACAGACCUGCGACCAGCCGGCGGCCGUCGCACCGCAGCGUCCAGACCUGCGACCAGCCGGCGGCCGCCGCACCGCAGCGUCCAGACCUGCGACCAGCCGGCGGCCGCCGCACCGCAGCGUCCAGACCUGCGACCAGCCGGCGGCCGCCGCACCGCAGCGUCCAGACCUGCGACCAGCCGGCGGCCGCCGCACCGCAGCGUCCAGACAUGCGACCAGCCGGCGUCCGCCGCACCGCAGCGUCCAGACCUGCGACCAGCCGGCGGCCGCCACACCGCAGCGUCCAGACCUGCGACCAGCCGGCGGCCGCCGCACCGCGCGAAUACAGAAGAGCUCCCCACGAAAUGUAGACACAAAUCAGAGCUAA